CGCUCGACUGCGAUUCGCGUGGCCACGGUCAUCUUAUCCACAAACCGCGACGAUGCCCGCAUAUCAUUCAUCGCUGAACGAUUACCCCGACCUCAGGCAGGUCGGUAAUGUCGCCGUACUCCCGAUCCGCACCAAAGUGCGUGGCCCUGCACCUCUUGGUCAGUCGCCAGAAGAGAUGGACAUCAUCGACGAAACCCUCGAUCUCUUCCGUGCCAACUCGCUCUUCCGCAACUUCGAGAUCAAGGGCCCCGCCGACCGUCUCCUGAUAGUCCUCAUCCUCUACGUAUCUGACUGCCUUGCCAAGCUCGGCGCUGCACGCACGGUACCUUCUCAGAUCGAGGCAUCCAAAUCUCUAAACACGCUCUCCGUCGACAACUUCCCCAUUCCGGGCGACGCCAACUUUGCUCUGAAUGCGCAUUACUCCCCACCCACGAGUCGCCAGGACGCAGAUUACCUGCGGCAAUACCUUACACAGGUGCGACAGGAGUUGUCCGCGCGCCUCGUCGAGAAGCUUUACGCGGAUGGGACCGGAAAACCCAGCAAGUGGUGGAUGUCCUUCCAGAAGAGACGCUUCAUGAACCGUAGCUUGGGCUCAUAGAUCGCUAAGUCCGACAGCAGUGUAACAUACUCUACUCCCUUCAAUGCAAUCACCAUACAACUCUACACCUUUCGUCUGCGUUCGUUGGGAUUCUUUCUCCCGAAGCCAAUCUUUGGCAUGUCCCCGUCCGGUUUAAUCGACCGCCCCUUACCUCCUGUACCGACGCUCAUAAUACCCGGAAGCCAGUCCGGAUCCGACCAGCUACCUACAUUGACACCACCCUCUCCACCGCUGUUUAGUAGGCCCUUCAGCAUUUUAUGUUCGUCACGCUCGCGCUUGCCAUCGGUACGCUUUUUGGCACGCAUAUACUCGACUUGAUCCUCACGGAGGAUUAUGCCCUCUCCCGAGCCGGUCUUCGCCGACCCAGGUUUUGGUGCGGGUAUUGAGUACUUUGUCCCUCGCAUCUUGUACUGGAAAUUCCGUUUCAGAUGAAUUUCCAUGAUCGGCACAUCACCAGAUGCGUCGGGAGAAGCCACCGUGACAGAUGUUCGCAUCAGCGUAGGGUUUCCACAUGAGGGGCAGAAUUGCUUUGAGUUGUCUUUGCAAAUCCUAGGCGGCGAUCUGUCAGCAUCUGGAUGUCGCGAUAAAGGUAUGGAUUCACUUGAAACAAGCAUGACAGCGCAAAACCCAGCUCUUGAGCUUUUGUAUGCG
Molecule: messenger RNA, 1249 nt
Organism: Coniophora puteana RWD-64-598 SS2
Lineage: Eukaryota; Fungi; Basidiomycota; Agaricomycetes; Boletales; Coniophoraceae
Product: ARP2 3 complex 21 kDa subunit
Exons: 4
Coding region: 53-598 (181 amino acids)
Biological process (GO): regulation of actin filament polymerization; Arp2/3 complex-mediated actin nucleation
Cellular component (GO): Arp2/3 protein complex; cytoskeleton
Molecular function (GO): actin filament binding
Source: RefSeq, a predicted model, not a curated record